Messenger RNA from Paramecium octaurelia, 3387 nucleotides. The record is from the annotation of a GenBank genome assembly. NCBI's taxonomy places the organism in Eukaryota, Ciliophora, Oligohymenophorea, Peniculida, Parameciidae.
AUGGAUGGGGGCGGUUCUACGUUCGAUCUCACUGCGCCAGUGUAAAUGAUGCAGCCAAAAAUAAACGUUUAGAAAUAGCAAGAAUAAACAAUCAAUAAGGGAUAGAAAGAUGUAAGAAGCAUUGAAUAAAUCAGUUACAGCCAUAAAAGACUUAAGCUUCAACCUCGAAGCUUCCCUAAUUAAACAAUAAUCAGAAUGCUUCGAAAAGCGUGAAUCAGAAGGCUAUGCAAUCUGGACAUCAACAUUCUCCAAAGUCGCUUUAGAAAGUAAAAAAGAUUGAAUUGUUUCGAGAUGCUUUGUAAUAGGCAACCACGAAAUUAAUACGUAUUGAUGCAUUUCAUCCUUAGCUCCUGGAAAGAAGGACAAGGAAAAAGCACAGAAACCCAAGCCUUUGCAGGAAUCUCAAUAGUAGCAGAUUGAAGAGAUAAAAAAAGAAUACGAGGAUUUGGUGUAAAAUCAUUAUAAAGAUUUAUAUGCUCACAUUGGGAAUGAACAACAAAAAAGUUUGCAUGAUUUAUAUAAUAAAAGAAUCUUCACGGCAUUACAAGAUUUAGAAUCAAGGCCAAAAAUAUAGAGCGCCUUGGAAAGAAAAGAGGAACAAAUGAACAAAUAGCGAUUGUAUAAGGAUAGAUUGUUGUAUGAAAUCAAGCAGAUGAUAAUUAAGAGUCGAAGGAUGGAUGAAUUAUUGAACGAAUUAACAAUUCAAAAUGAUGACACUGAAGUCAAGGAAUCAAUUGAGGAAUUGCUACAGAAGGAACAGAUGCAAGAGGAGAAGAUGGCCAAACAGGCAUACGAAAUAGCUAAACUUAGAGAUAUGUAUGGAAAACGAAGUAAUUAGAAUAAUUAAAUCAAGGAAAAUUACUAUUGGAAGUCCAAAAACAAUGUUAGAUUACCUAUGAUGGAUUGAAAAUCAAAUACCAAUAAUAUGAGGCAUCAUCAUAGAGUAUGAUGAGUCGUAAGAAGCAAUUGGAAUCGUUGUCAAAGAUAGUGGCCAAAUAUAGGAGUGAAUUUCAAAAUUAAUAGAACUUUUUUGGAGCAAGUCUCAAAAGGGGAUUUGAUCCCAUGCUUGAGGAGAUCUUGGAAGAUGAAUUAUCGAAAUGUGGUGAUUUGUAAGCUUUGGAAAUUGUUUAAUAAGGAGAGAAGAAGAUCAUUGCUAUCAAAGAAGAGAACGAAAAGAAGAAGAAGGGAGAAUAAAAGGAUAAAGCUAAAUUGGCAAUUGAGAAUGCCACUCAAAAUAUCAACAAAUAAAAAAAUGAUAUUCAAUAGGAAUUAGAAAAGAAAGUAAGUAUAUGUGUAAUUUAGAAAUAAAUGUUUCAAAAAUUGAGAGUGGUCACCAGCAUUGCGAAUUAAGAAGAUAUGCAGAAGUACAAACUCAAUAUGGAUUUAGAUUAGUAGGAGUUGAAAAACAUUUAAGAAUAUGUAGGCAAGGAAAUUGAAAGGUAUGAAAGACAAAAUGAGGAAUUGAAGGCUGAAAUCAAGAAGUUGAAAUAUGAAUAAGAGAACUCUAUUCUAGAUGCUCAAAUCAAUUUGGAUGAAUAAGAAAGAGAAGUCACCAGACAAUAGGAUUUACUCUAAGAAAAGGAAAAGUAAGUUAAAAAAGUUGAAAAGUCUAUUGAUGAAGUCACGAUGUCAUUGUCCAGAAUCAUGUAUCAAUUAAGUGGGAAAGGAGUCAAACCCAAGAAUAUCGAGAUUAAGAGGCAUGCCUUAGUUGCCACUGCCUCUACUAUACAGUUGAGAUUAGAAAGAAUGCUCACUGUCCUAUCUAAGACUUAGGAAUUUCUCAAUGAAGAAUCCAUCAAUACAAACCCCAGAUACAGUAAAGUUGAAGACUUUAUCUGUCUCAAUCCUAAGGUAAUCUUGGUCUCUAUUUCAGAGUUACAUCUCCCAAGAAAUCAAUGACAAUCUAGAAACUAACAUCAAGUUUGUAUAUAAGGAAGAGGACAGCUCGGAUGAGGAUUGCAAAGACAUGGAUGAAGUCAGACAAUAAGUCAAAUCCAGAGCAUAAGAAGACAAGCCUUCAGUGGUGGUCCCGCCCAAAAAGGAUAAAAAACCUAAGUGAUAUAUAUAUAUUAUAUAAUUUAAUUAUUCUUAUAAAAUAAAUCAUGGAAAUAAAGGAAACAUUUAGNAGCUAAACUUAGAGAUAUGUAUGGAAAACGAAGUAAUUAGAAUAAUUAAAUCAAGGAAAAUUACUAUUGGAAGUCCAAAAACAAUGUUAGAUUACCUAUGAUGGAUUGAAAAUCAAAUACCAAUAAUAUGAGGCAUCAUCAUAGAGUAUGAUGAGUCGUAAGAAGCAAUUGGAAUCGUUGUCAAAGAUAGUGGCCAAAUAUAGGAGUGAAUUUCAAAAUUAAUAGAACUUUUUUGGAGCAAGUCUCAAAAGGGGAUUUGAUCCCAUGCUUGAGGAGAUCUUGGAAGAUGAAUUAUCGAAAUGUGGUGAUUUGUAAGCUUUGGAAAUUGUUUAAUAAGGAGAGAAGAAGAUCAUUGCUAUCAAAGAAGAGAACGAAAAGAAGAAGAAGGGAGAAUAAAAGGAUAAAGCUAAAUUGGCAAUUGAGAAUGCCACUCAAAAUAUCAACAAAUAAAAAAAUGAUAUUCAAUAGGAAUUAGAAAAGAAAGUAAGUAUAUGUGUAAUUUAGAAAUAAAUGUUUCAAAAAUUGAGAGUGGUCACCAGCAUUGCGAAUUAAGAAGAUAUGCAGAAGUACAAACUCAAUAUGGAUUUAGAUUAGUAGGAGUUGAAAAACAUUUAAGAAUAUGUAGGCAAGGAAAUUGAAAGGUAUGAAAGACAAAAUGAGGAAUUGAAGGCUGAAAUCAAGAAGUUGAAAUAUGAAUAAGAGAACUCUAUUCUAGAUGCUCAAAUCAAUUUGGAUGAAUAAGAAAGAGAAGUCACCAGACAAUAGGAUUUACUCUAAGAAAAGGAAAAGUAAGUUAAAAAAGUUGAAAAGUCUAUUGAUGAAGUCACGAUGUCAUUGUCCAGAAUCAUGUAUCAAUUAAGUGGGAAAGGAGUCAAACCCAAGAAUAUCGAGAUUAAGAGGCAUGCCUUAGUUGCCACUGCCUCUACUAUACAGUUGAGAUUAGAAAGAAUGCUCACUGUCCUAUCUAAGACUUAGGAAUUUCUCAAUGAAGAAUCCAUCAAUACAAACCCCAGAUACAGUAAAGUUGAAGACUUUAUCUGUCUCAAUCCUAAGGUAAUCUUGGUCUCUAUUUCAGAGUUACAUCUCCCAAGAAAUCAAUGACAAUCUAGAAACUAACAUCAAGUUUGUAUAUAAGGAAGAGGACAGCUCGGAUGAGGAUUGCAAAGACAUGGAUGAAGUCAGACAAUAAGUCAAAUCCAGAGCAUAAGAAGACAAGCCUUCAGUGGUGGUCCCGCCCAAAAAGGAUAAAAAACCUAAGUGA